This is a messenger RNA of Cyanistes caeruleus (blue tit), 1338 nucleotides long. The record is from RefSeq and is a predicted model, not a curated record. Lineage: Eukaryota; Metazoa; Chordata; Aves; Passeriformes; Paridae.
UCUGCUCUGCGUCACCCUGGAUUUCUGGCCAGCCCUUCCUCCCCCUGGCCUGUUUCCUCAUUUGCGUGGCCAGUGAUGGCUGCGAUCCCGUGGUGCAGUGAGGGGAAAUGAGAACCAUGUGGAGAGGCCGUGCAGAGGCACAUCCCUGGCCCUGGGCACCCCCAGGGCUGUUCCUAGAAAAGAGGAGGGGUGACUGAGAGCCAGGGUCCUCUGCCCCCACAUGCCCUUUCUUUCAGCAGCUGGAGACAGCGCUGGCAGCACCAGGAACUCCGAACACUCCUGCAGAGGGUGUGGGAACAGCCAGGGCCAGACCCCUUGCAGCACAGUGCCUGCCUGUCUCUGCUGGUGCCCUUAUGGUGCCUCUCGUGCAGGUGCUGAACCAUGGCGGUGUGGAUCCAGGCCCAGCAGCUCCAGGGGGAAGCCCUGCGGCAGAUGCAGGCGCUCUAUGGGCAGCACUUCCCCAUCGAGGUGCGGCACUACCUGUCGCAGUGGAUCGAGAGCCAGGCGUGGGACUCCAUCGACCUUGACAACCCUCAGGAGAAUGUGAAAGCGACACAGCUUCUGGAGGGGCUGAUCCAGGAGCUGCAGAAGAAGGCAGACCACCAAGUGGGUGAGGACGGCUUCCUGCUGAAGAUCAAGCUGGGGCACUACGCCACACAGCUGCAGAACACGUACGACAGAUGCCCCAUGGAGCUGGUGCGCUGCAUCCGGCACAUCCUCUACCACGAGCAGCGGCUGGUGCGGGAGGCGAACAAUAGCCCUUCUCCGUCCGGCUCCUUGGUGGACGCCAUGUCCCAGAAGCACCUGCAGAUCAACCAGACCUUCGAGGAGCUGCGGCUCAUCACGCAGGACUCUGAGAAUGAGCUCAAAAAGCUGCAGCAGACACAGGAAUACUUCAUCAUCCAGUACCAGGAGAACAUGCGACUCCAGGCCCAGUUCUCCCAGCUGUCCCAGCUGGGCCCCCAGGAGCGCCUGUCACGGGAGACGACGCUGCAGCAGAAAAAGGCAUCGCUGGAGGCCUGGCUGCACCGCGAGGCCCAGACACUACAGCAGUACCGUGUGGACCUGGCUGAGAAGCACCAGAAGACGCUGCAGCUGCUGCGCAAGCAGCAAACAACCAUCCUGGAUGAUGAGCUGAUCCAGUGGAAGCGUCGGCAGCAACUGGCGGGGAAUGGGGGCCCACCCGAAGGCACCUUGGAUGUGCUGCAGACCUGGUGUGAGAAGCUGGCAGAGAUCAUCUGGCAGAACCGGCAGCAGAUCCGGCGUGCCGAGCACCUGUGCCAGCAGUUGCCGAUCCCAGGCCCGGUGGAGGAGAUGCUGUCAGAGCUGAACGGCACC